AUGGCAAAGGGAGGUGAGGAAACUUACCAAAACAAGGUUGCCGAAGUGUUGUCAAACUUUUUGCCCAAUGGUGGUGGAAGCAAUGGUGGAAAGGAGGAAGAUCCAUUGGCAUCGAUUGAUUUUGAUGCCCCCAAACUCCAGCCUGGACUUUCGCUAGAAGCAUUGGCGGAUGGUCUGGAUAAUGAUUUGCUCGACUUGGAAUGGUUUGUGACCGGCAAAGUCAACCCCAUUUAUUUUGCAGAUAGUUUUCAGUUCCGGGAUCCUGAUGUGAGUGUCGACGGCAUUGAAGAAUACGCUCGAGGCGUCAACAAACUCUUUGAUCAAGAAGUUUCCCGCGCCGAGAUUAUCAGCACCGUUGUCAACACAACGGUACCCAACACCCUUACUUGCACAUGGCGAUUGAGCGGAGCGGUCAAGAUUGGUCCCGGAGUCACCAUCAAGCCCUAUGUGGUGUACACGGAUUUCACAGUGGAUCCUGCGACGGGUCUGAUUGUGUUUCAAGAGGAUCGCUUCUCCAUUCCAGGUUGGGAUAUUUUGUUGAGUGCUUUCUUCCCCUUUUUGAUUGGCAAACUGACGUCGCCACCAGCACCAGAAGUUCCUCCACGAGUCCCCAAGGACGUUGCACAGGGGAGUGUCCAGGAGGACAAGCCUUCGUGGUGGCCUUUCUAA
Molecule: messenger RNA, 669 nt
Organism: Seminavis robusta
Lineage: Eukaryota; Bacillariophyta; Bacillariophyceae; Naviculales; Naviculaceae
Source: the annotation of a GenBank genome assembly